Vigna umbellata (rice bean) is the source of this 1042-nucleotide messenger RNA. RefSeq names its product CASP-like protein ARALYDRAFT_485429. The record is from RefSeq and is a predicted model, not a curated record. Gene Ontology annotation, cellular component: membrane. Lineage: Eukaryota; Viridiplantae; Streptophyta; Magnoliopsida; Fabales; Fabaceae.
GGUUGUUAUUUUUUAGGCAAUUAUUUGUAGUACAGUUUAGACAGAAUGAUUAAGUGCCACGUAAGCGAAUCCAGCCAGGUACCGCGCCGACAAAACCAUUGAACCUAAUUCCAAACAAGAAGAAGAAAGAGAAGGAGCGGUUAAGAACCAUCCACACCUACUUUAUUUAUCGCAAGAACUCAUUCGCCUCUCCAAUUGAGAUUAGUCAUCACAUUAUUUAUUAAUUAUUGUUAUUCGUUUAUGCCUUUCAUACACUAAUUCUUACCCUUACAAUACACAUCAUACACAAACACUCUUACCCCCGACCUUAUUAUUAUUCUUAAUACUACUCUGAAAUCUUAAGGUGGUUCAUGUUACGGGCAUGUUUUGGGUUGAAUUACCAUGGUAGAAUGGAGGAGCUGCCAGGGGCGUUUGGAAGCAGCGCCAGUUUGGCUCUCCGAUUGGGUCAAACAGUUUUUUCCACAGCUUCCCUUCUAUUCAUGUGUUUGGAUGUUGAUUUCUACGGUUACACUGCUUUCUGCUAUUUGGUAACAGUCAUGGGUUUGGUAAUUCCCUGGAGCAUAACACUGUUGGUUGUGGAUGCAUACUCUGUGUUUAUAAAAUGUUUACCCCUCCAACGAAGACUCGUAAUGAUAGUCUUUUUGGGAGACAUGUUUUUGUACACUCCAGAUUUUGUCAUAUCUGUCAUUAGCUGCAGCAUGUUCAACAGCCAGUGUCACAGAUCUGCUGCUCGAUGCCGAUCGAUCCUAUUGCCCAGCAAAGCUAUGCGGUAGAUAUCAACUAUCUGCUGCUAUGGCCUUCUUGUCUUGGUUUCUUUCAUCAGCCUCUUGCCUGUUUAACUUCUGGCUUUUCCCUUCUUUGUAAAAUCUACCUUGCUUGCUGUUCAUAUGUGCUCUAAUCAAAAGGGUGCAAAUGACGAAGUCAUUUGCUUUUGUAAAGAUAUUUUUUCUUUCCAUGUGAAUAAAAUCAUCAUGACUAUACCCAACAAUGUAAUAAUUACUUUUCCCAGGCAAGAGAAAUAUCAAAAUUCUUUGUCUUGGUU